GGUCGGACGGCGGCGGACGGAGAAGUGCACGGGCUUCCGACAGACGACGGACGACACGCAGCCAUGCCCGGCUGGGGAUACGGAUCCAAGAACGGUCCUCAGACAUGGUCGAGACAGUUCCCUGUGGGCGAGGGGAAGCGCCAGUCUCCGAUCGACAUUGUCACCGAGAAGACGCGGCCUGACCCGGUGCUGGAGACUAGCCCUCUGGAGAUCAGCUACGACCCCAGCGACCAGCAGAGCAUCGGCAACACAGGUCACGGCUGGAAGGUGGACUACAUGGGCGGCCAGUCCUCCAUCCGCGGCGGCCCCCUGGAGGGCACGUACGCGCUGGCUCAGUACCACUGCCACUGGGGCCGCGAGGACGAGCGGGGCUCGGAGCAUACCGUCGACGGCCACAAGUACGCCGCUGAGGUAAGAGCUGGCUGCAGGGCCAUGGCGGAACAGCUGAGGUGGCAACUGUCUCCUGGUCACAGGGGAGGGGUUGAGAUGGAAACUGUCCACCAGGCACAGGGGAAAAGCUGAGGUGGCAACUGUCUC
Molecule: messenger RNA, 537 nt
Organism: Pollicipes pollicipes
Lineage: Eukaryota; Metazoa; Arthropoda; Thecostraca; Pollicipedomorpha; Pollicipedidae
Product: carbonic anhydrase 2-like
Exons: 3
Coding region: 64-522 (152 amino acids)
Cellular component (GO): cytoplasm
Molecular function (GO): carbonate dehydratase activity; zinc ion binding
Source: RefSeq, a predicted model, not a curated record